Messenger RNA from Seriola dumerili (greater amberjack), 1535 nucleotides. RefSeq names its product claudin-4-like. The record is from RefSeq and is a predicted model, not a curated record. Bases 129 to 761 code for a protein of 210 amino acids. Gene Ontology annotation, cellular component: plasma membrane; bicellular tight junction. Gene Ontology annotation, molecular function: structural molecule activity. Gene Ontology annotation, biological process: bicellular tight junction assembly; cell adhesion. The transcript has a single exon. NCBI's taxonomy places the organism in Eukaryota, Metazoa, Chordata, Actinopteri, Carangiformes, Carangidae.
GUCGGCUUCUCCUCCGAGUGGGCAAUAAAAACCACUACCUGCUCCUUUGUCUCCUCUCACACAUAAAUUACCCCGUCUCUCAGCAACGCACAGUCUUUCCUCUGUGACGAGAUCGUCAGAGCUUCAGCAUGGUGUCUAGCGGAAGGCAGAUUCUGGGGACGGCCCUGGCCAUCAUCGGCUUUCUGGGGAGCAUCAUCAUCUGCGCUCUCCCCACCUGGAAAGUCACGGCCUUCAUCGGUGCCAACAUCGUCACUUCUCAGGUGAUCUGGGAAGGUUUGUGGAUGAACUGUGUGACACAGAGUACAGGCCAGAUGCAGUGCAAAAUCUACGACUCUCUCCUGGCCUUGCCUCAGGACCUGCAGGCCGCCAGAGCACUCGUGGUCAUCGCCAUCAUCGUCGGGGUCUUUGGGAUCCUCCUGGCCGUGGUCGGGGGCAAGUGCACCAACUUUGUGGAUGACGAAAGGCAAAAGUGCAAAGUGGCCAUCGCUGCUGGAAUCAUCUUCCUCAUCGCAGGCCUCUUGGUGCUCAUCCCCGUCUCCUGGACCGCCAACACCAUCAUUCGUGAUUUCUACAACCCCCUCAUGACCAACGCUCAGAGGAGGGAGCUGGGGGCCUCGCUCUACAUCGGCUGGGGUACCGCAGGGCUGCUGUUCCUGGGUGGGGGUCUCCUCUGCAGCUCCUGUCCUCCCAGUGAUGAGAACGACUAUGACGUGAAGUACUCCAAGGCUCGCUCUGCGGACAGCAGCAAGGCCUACGUUUAGAUCGUCAGCAGGAAAGAGAUUAGACAAAGAAUAUAUGAAACGUUCACCGUCUGUUUGUCCCACAAAGACGAGUCAAGUUCAACCAUUUAGAAAAAGCAUCUGUAAUGUUGUUAGAAAAGACAGGAGCUUCUACAGGAUGCCACUUAAGCAUGUGUUUUAAUUUGAAAAACAUGUUGUAAAAUGUGCAGUUUUUUUGAUUCUUUAUAUGUGAACAUUCAGUUUUUUUGUAUUUUACACAAAUUUCUUUGUAUCUUUUGUUUAUGUUGUUAGUUAUUAGUUUCACACACUGAUAUAACAAGUUCUCUAUGACGUGUGUGAGAUUCAGAGCAUGUUUGUUAAAAACUGCUGUGUAUGAAACACGUUGUGUAUUUAUCUUUAGCCGUUACGUGUCUGAUACUCCCUCUCUCUAUCAAACUCACUGAAUAUUGAUGAUCAAGUGACUGAUUCUGUGUUAUUGUGUUUAUUACUGCAUGACAUUAAGAUGUAAAUCAUAUCUACAUGUAUGUGAGCAUGUGCAAUUACGUUUUUCCAUCUUGUUGCUGCUGGGUUUUUUUUGUGUUGCAGUUGCAGUGAUGAUAAAUGCCAAAUAUCUGGUUUGACAAGUUCACAUGGAAGAAUCCUUACAAACAGGCUGUGUGACUAUGUGUUCUUCCCGCCAACGAAACAAUGCUAAAUAAACCAAGAGACUGAUUGAUAACUCUGUGUAUAUGUAAUAUUUCCUCUUUUUAUCUCUUUUUUUUAACUUUUGCAUAAGAGGAUGAGAAGAUAAAAAGA